UAUGGAUUCCCUACACCAGAGGGAUCUAGGCCAGGACUGCGUACCUUUUUCUUGGGUCCAGUUAGCCGGUUUCCUCCUCGAUUGGACAUCGUAUCUUAUCCUUAUCUAUCGCGUGCUACGAUAUGCAUGGCGUUGGGGGUAUUGUGGAACCACUGAGAGAGAAGGCAAGGGAUCCCUCAAGCUCAAACUCCCGUUCCGAUUUUUUUCGAUCUUCUACGCCAUCUCCCAACAGUCCAAUAAGACCACCGUCAAACUUGGCUGCUCCGUGGUAUUUUUCAAAACUCUUCUUGUCUACAGUAUUGGCAAGGACGCACCGGGCUCGUUCAGGAUUUGGUGCAGGGUGAAACCUCCCAAAUGGAUCAGAUUCACCUGGGGCAUACACGAAAAGAAAACCGCAAAAGUCCGACUGCCUGUUCCGUACUGUAAGACAUUUUUCACGAUUAUUCACAAGCCCAAGAAGGAUGCAGUUAAGUUCAGCUGCCAGAUCGGUCUGCUGAAGGUCCUUGUCGGCAUUACACUUGGAGACAAAUGGUGGAACUCCCUGAAACUCCAAACCAAGUUGAAGAAGCCUGGUGACAGGUACAGCGUUUCCAUGAAGAGUAAUAAGAAACAAACCAAACCAACCGAGACUGCCCAGACGCUGGAGGACAACGAUGACGCAUUGCGAUCGAUGGAAGAAGGCUAAGAAACUUGGCUAAGCGGGGAAGACAAUCUGUAAUGAGUAAUUUACGACAAUGAGUGAUACCAAUGCACUGCCGAGUAAGGUGCGUUCAAAAUUGAUUGCCAGUGAUAGCGGGAUGACCGAGAGUCCAGGCCCAGCGCUUGUCGCUGGGUGUCCCACUCGAGGGCCCCUGUAUGGAGUCAAUUAAAUCACUCUUUGUUUGGGAAUGCCGUGCCG
This is a messenger RNA of Ilyonectria robusta, 898 nucleotides long. RefSeq lists its product as uncharacterized. Lineage: Eukaryota; Fungi; Ascomycota; Sordariomycetes; Hypocreales; Nectriaceae. The transcript is spliced from 3 exons. The record is from RefSeq and is a predicted model, not a curated record. The annotation marks the transcript as partial.